This is a messenger RNA of Coniosporium apollinis CBS 100218, 2388 nucleotides long. RefSeq lists its product as uncharacterized. The transcript has a single exon. The record is from RefSeq and is a predicted model, not a curated record. The coding region runs from base 1 to 2388 and encodes 795 amino acids. Lineage: Eukaryota; Fungi; Ascomycota; Dothideomycetes.
AUGUUCAAGAUUUCACAAGCACCUUCUCCACCGACCUUCUCAGAGCCUACAUCGUACCAGCCGAUCGCCGAAUCGUUCGACAACCCGCAUUCGCCGUCAAUCGCUAGACCGUCCCGAAGUCGAAGUAUACUGAGCCAAUUUGGGUCUUUGCGCUCGUCGCAACCAUCUAAGCAGUCAAGAUAUGGACGUCUUAGAGACGAAGAAGAGGAGUCAAGAAAAGACGGCGCACAAAAGCGGCUGCCAGAUGUUGAAGAGCACGGAGAUGAUGAGAGCAUUGACUUCGAUGUCACUGGCUUUGAGGGGCCUAUUGCCUGGCGAAUCGCAUCGCCACGGACACGCGCAGAUAGUGAGGGCACGGAUGAUUGGGAACAUGGCGGACUGGCCGCGGAAUACAACAGGCUCGAGUCGCGAAGAAUGCCUAGAAAACUUGGAGGUGGCAUGGAAAGUGUACUUGACGCGCCUUUUCUUGGGCGGUCAGACGUUGAAGAGAUCACACAGCACAGAGGCUCCUCAGCACCAAACCCUCAUGUCCGAGAGAACGCGCAGAAAGUCGCAGAGAAAAAGGGCCAGAUCUUGGCCGUGUCAGAGGAACCGGUCAUUGACAUCAGUAGUUUUGGAGGUGCCGAAUACGAGUCACGUAACGCGCUCAACGCCUUUGCUCAGGGCUCAAACGGUGAAGCGAACAAGAGCUAUUAUUUUCCGCCUGACUUAGACAUGCCGUCUUGGCGUCCAGCCUCCAUGCAUUGGUCCUAUAUCUCAGUACUCGUCUUCAUUGCCAUUGCUCUGGCCGGUUUGCAAGAGUUCCUCUGUCAAGUCUCGAUGCAGAGGGCAAAGGAGGAUCCGCCAUCAGGGCUACUAACGUUCAAACGACCUGUUGAACUUUCUCUAUUGGACUAUUUCUUGUACAAAUAUGCUCCAAUCAUCGUCCUUGUCAGCUACGGUGUGCUCUGGCAGGCUGUGGAUUACGACAUCAAGCGGCUUGAGCCGUACUAUCAGUUGUCGAAGAGGACUGGGGCAACGGCAGCGGAGUCGCUGAACGUCGACUACUUGACAUUCUGGUCAUGGCUUGCGCCGCUCAAAGCCUUACGAUUUAGGCAUUGGGCUGUGGCAUACUCUUCAGUUGGAACACUGCUUGCUGGAGGUCUGGUGCCAAUCUUGCAGUCAGCAUCUGUAAAACUUUACCCAGAAAUGGAAGAUCGCCGCCUGGACGAAGACAAGUUCGUUCGCAUCAAUCCGGCCUGGUCCCGCCCCCUGUCGGUUGCGUUAGUCAUGGUUGCCAUUUGCGGAGUGCUGCUAUUGUUCCAGCUUCGACGAAAGAGUGGUCUGCUGAGCAACCCCAAGGGAAUUGCUGGCAUCGCGGCCAUGGCAACCCGCAGCCACAUCCUGCAUGACUUUCGCGGACUUGAUACAGCCAGUCAUCAGGCGAUCCACAAGCAGCUUAAGAAACGCCGCUAUAUUCUACAUAAGAGCUCAUUGUGGCAGGGCGAGUACAUCCGACAGGCUAGCAGGACCGACACUAUUGCACCCAAGAAGCCGGAGAACCCCCAUCCACUCACACUGACGCUCAAAGCUGGCGUUCCGUACAUAAUUUUCAUGUUCCUCUUUUUGGUCGCCAUUCCCGUCCUGAUGUUCGUCCCAAAUGCGAACAUUGUCACCAAAACUCUUCCCUUCCUCCUCACCGCUAUCGCAACGUGCAUCAAAUUCUUCUGGAACACUAUCGACUGCAACGUCCGUAUGAUCGAACCCUUCUACGUCCUUUCUCGGCGCCACGCUCCGGCCCGCACACUCACACUCGACUAUACGGGCACCAUGCCUGGCUGGCUCGCUAUUAAAGCCCUCUUCAACGGGCACUUUCUUGUCGCGCUCGUCGCCCUUGGCGCAAUCUUAACCGAGGUCCUCACCGUCUGCGUCUCAUCCUUCAAUGUUGACGGCAAGAAGUUCUUCGUGGUGGACUUCGUUGACGGCGACGACAAGACUGAGGGCGACCAUGCCAGCUCCGAUGAGACCUUCAUAUCCUUUUGGGUCUCUUUCGGCCUUGCUUUCAUCACCCUUCUAUAUCUGAUCUCCGUAGCCUCACUUGUGUACGCUUGUCGGCGGCACCCGUUCCUGCCGCGUCAGCCAGGCACCAUUGCCUCAGUCCUGGCCUUUAUCCAUCAGAGCAAGAUGCUGCUGGCGUUCGUAAAUACGGAGCGGAUGGAUAGCAGGCAGAUGACGAAGCAUAUAGAGAAGCUGGGGAAGACUUACGCGCUGGGCUGGUUUAGGGGCAGGGAUGGGGAAGAUCACUGCGGCGUUGAUGAGGAAGAGAUCUUGAGCGAGUAUAAGCAUGGGGUCGAUUGGACGAAAGGGAGGUUGCUUGGGGGGCAUAUCGGAACCUGGGACCACUACUAA